Molecule: messenger RNA, 1508 nt
Organism: Micromonas commoda
Lineage: Eukaryota; Viridiplantae; Chlorophyta; Mamiellophyceae; Mamiellales; Mamiellaceae
Exons: 1
Coding region: 30-1418 (462 amino acids)
Molecular function (GO): protein binding
Source: RefSeq, a predicted model, not a curated record
GAUGGGACGGGCCGGACGGUGACGACGUGAUGGACGCGGGGGACGUCGAGGACGCCGAGGAGGAGCGCCGGGUCGAGCUCAUGGUCCUGACCGACCUGUAUCGCACCACGGAGGGGACGUACUGGCGCAGACAAAACGGAUGGCUGGACGCGAGGAACCACUGCGCGUGGGAGGGUGUGACGUGCGUAUCCCCCGAGGCCGAGUUCGGGGUGCUGUCGCUGGCCCUGCCCGACAACGGCCUGUCCGGGGUGCUACCCCAGACUCUCGCGAGGCUGCACCGGUUGCGACACCUGGACCUCUCGGGGAACAGGCUGAGGGGCACGGUCAGCGGCGCGUUUGGGUCCAUGUCUCGCCUCCAGGUGCUCAUCCUGCGCUCGAACGCGCUUUACGGUAAGAUUCCGGGCGAGCUCGGCGCCGCGUCCAGCCUCGAGCAGCUCGACCUCUCCGAGAACCACUUCGCGGGCCGGCUCCCUUCGGACCUCUCGCGACUCCGCGAGUUGCGCAUGCUGAACGUGAGCUCCAACGGGCUCACCGGUGAGCUACCCACGGGCGUGUGCGGCCUGCAAAACCUAGAGGUGCUCUCCGUGGCGAAGAACCGGCUCAGCGGCGACCUUCUGGGCCCCGCCGCGGCGCUCGGGUUCGCCGGGAGAAGGUCGACGCUUCGACUGUUCGACGCGAGCGAGAACGAUUUCUCCGGCGCGCCGCCCGCGGUGCCUCCCGACGCGCCCGAGCUGCUCAUCUGGGACGUCUCGAAGAACUCGAUGAGGGGCUCGCUUCCGAAGUCGACGCCGCCGGAGAGUCUUCGUAUUUUCGCCGCAUCGGACAACCGGCUGACGGGCGCCGUGCCCGCCGAGAUGUUCGCACCGAAACUGCAGCUUCGACGCCUGGACCUGUCCGGAAACGCGCUCAACGGCACCCUCCCCGACACGCUGAUGUCUCUGACCCAGGUCAGGCACAUCAAUAUCAGUGGAAACGGGGACAUAUGCGGGGAGAUACCGCACGAGGGCGUCGUUGACAUUCGCGUGAUGCGAGCGCUGAUGGAGUUUGACGCGUCGUCAAACGCGCUCACCGGGCCGCUGCCCCCAGCCCUCGUCGGGCUACCCAACCUCAGGGUUCUGGAUUUGUCGAACAACGAGCUGAACGGCACGCUAUCCGGGGAAAACUGGGCGGACGCAACGCGCCUUGAGCGGCUGAACCUGCGGGGCAACAGGCUGCGCGGCUCCAUACCGCCCGAGCUCGGCAUGCUGCGCGGCCUCACGCACCUCGACCUCAGUGGCAACGAGCUGGACGGUCCCGUGCCUGUCGCGCUCGUCACCGCGUCCACACUGGAACACAUGGACAUCUCGGGCAACUCGUUGGACUGGUCGACGGUCGGGAGGCAGGGACCGAGGCGGGGUGCGUCAGAUGGGGAGCUGUGAAGGGGCUUGGGAGACGAUCGGUGACGCAAUUUAUGCGGGAUAUUUUAAUGCGCAUUAUUAAUAACUAUGCGCUCUAUGACUUUUAUUGAU